AUGUCCCAACAAGAUGAAAUGAUGACACAAACGACAACAAGUGUUCGAAUCCGUUUAGUGGAUUUUGAUCAUAUUCCCACCCACAAUCAACCUCAUGUAUUGUUGAAAAAGAAAUUCUCAUUACAACAAUUGGGAAAGAAGAAAUGGCUUUUGAAUCGGGAAUUGAAAUAUGAAAAUUUCUUUCCUGUGGAGUUUAUCAAUGAUCCUGAAUUUGUAUUGAAUCACAUUAAAAAGUAUGGAUUUGGAUUGGAAUUUACACAAUUAAAAAAAGAUCGAGAAUUUGUUUUGAAAGUGGUUCAACACAAUGGUUUGGAGUUACUAUAUGCAGACGAGCCAAUUCGCAAUGAUAAAGAAGUGGUAUUGGCUGUCGCAAAGGAAAUCGGUGAAUUAUUUGAACUUGCUUCAAUAGAACAUCGUUUUGACAAGGAUUUUGUGUUGCAAGUUGUGAGACUGAAUGGAAUGGCUCUUUCAUGGGCCAAAAAUUUUCGCAAUGACCAAGAAGUUGUGUUGGCUGCCGUCCAGCAAAAUGGAACAGCGUUGCAAUUUGUCGAAUAUGACAAUUCAAGCGAUUCGAAUUGGUAUAAAAUCGUUGCAUUGGAAGCAAUCAAACAAGAUAAGAAGGCACUUCAAUGUGUAUCCAAAGAUUUACUUCAAGAUCAUGAUUUCAUGCUUCAAGCUCUCAAAUUAAUAUUUCCAGAAGAGUUUGAAACCCCAUGCUCUUUUGAUUAUUCAUCGAAAGAAAUCAUGAUGAAGAUCAUUCAAGAAUUUGGAUUUUUACUUGAAUUUGUGUCGAAUGAACUCAAAUGUGAUCGAGAAAUUGUUUUGAGUGCAGUCAGAAAUCACGGUCCUUCAUUGGAAUUUGCAUCGAAUAAUUUAAAGAAUGACAAAGAAAUUGUUUUGAGUGCAGUCAGAAAUCAUGGUCGUUCAUUGGAAUUUGCAUCGAAUAAUUUAAAGAAUGACAAAGAAAUUGCAUUACUCGCUGUUCAACAAGAUGGUUGGGCGUUGAAACACGCGUCAACAGAAUUGAGGGGAGACAAACAGGUUGUGUUCGCUGCUGUAAAUCAAAAUGGAAGUGCUCUUCUUUUUGCAUCCAAAGAGUUGAAGAAUGAUCGAGAAGUAGUCUUGACUGCAGUAGCUCAAGAUGGAUCUGUGUUGAGUCAUGCUUCCAAUGAGAUGAAGAAAGACAGGCAAGUUGUUUUGACAGCUGUAAAACGAUACGGAAGUGGCAUCGAAUUCGCAGAUGAUGAAUUGAAAAAUGACCCAGAAAUUUGGUUCGAAGCCAUUCAACGAGAUACAAACCAUAUACACAAAACUUCUAAAUAUUUAUUGAGUGACCGUCAAUUCUUGUUGAAAAUUGCAAAAAUUGUCGGUCAUUCCCUUUUGUCUUUGAUACCAACAGAAGUUAUCAAUGAUGAUGAAUUUAUGGUGAAAUUAACAGAUGAAAUCAAACGCUCUGGAUCUGUAUCCGAGUACAGUGAUGAAUUGUAUCAAGAAAGAAUGGAAACCUUUUAUCAUGGAGUGUAUUUGGGGUCUAGUUUGGACAUGAGGAAUGAUUAA
Messenger RNA from Naegleria lovaniensis, 1557 nucleotides. RefSeq lists its product as uncharacterized. NCBI's taxonomy places the organism in Eukaryota, Heterolobosea, Eutetramitea, Acrasida, Naegleriidae. The record is from RefSeq and is a predicted model, not a curated record. The transcript has a single exon. Bases 1 to 1557 code for a protein of 518 amino acids.